Molecule: messenger RNA, 1071 nt
Organism: Malus domestica (apple)
Lineage: Eukaryota; Viridiplantae; Streptophyta; Magnoliopsida; Rosales; Rosaceae
Source: RefSeq, a predicted model, not a curated record
AUGCAGGAUGGGUCGUUCUCACUAUUUACGAAGUGUCUGCAUAUCUGCUACCUGUAACGUAAAGAUACAAGCAAUAAACAUCAAGGAUGAAGAAUGCCAUCCACAUAAUAUAUCCUUAUUUCUUACGUCUUUGUUUAUGAUACGUUAUCCGUCAUCUGUUUUGCCGACAUAAAUUCUUUUGAGUGUUAUAUCUGUACGACUCCAACAGUCGGAGUGGUGAAAAUUGAGAUCCAUUCAACCAAAUAAACCAGACUCUUGAGUCCCAAUUGCCCAACCAUUCAACCAAAAAAUAGCAACAGAACAGAACAGAGUCCCCUUUCCCAUACGCACGCGAAGUCGACAGACGAGGCACAAAAAUGGUGUUCAACAGCGUAAUGGUGGAGUCGGUGGCGCACCUGUCGGCGGAGAUGUGGCAGUACUUGGCAUGCUUACCGGAGCGCAUGAGCAGCCACCAGCUGUUAGAUCUCAUCUUCUGCUUCCCUCUGCAGCAGUUGGGUCGCCUGGCUUUCUGCCUCUGGACCUUCCUCUGCGUCCCUCCGCCCGACUCCUACUACUACUACUCUUCCUCCGACUCCGAUGACUCGUCCACCACCGUCGAUUACGAUGACUAUUACUACGAUCCCCACUCUGAUUGAUCCCCUUCUGCUUCUUCGAUUGUCUUCUCCUUCGCCGGCUCCACUCUACAGAUGAUGCAGGAUGGAAGAUAGAUUCUUCGAUAAACUCUUUCGUUGCAUUACAUUGUACGGUUUGUGUGGGAGGGGACAUGAUAUAAUUGAGGAGCAGGCUUAACUUUGUGGUAGUUAGAUUACUGGUUGCUGGUGGAUGAAAAGGAAAAUUACUUUCUGAAUACAAUUAAGUUGAGAUCCCAUUCCUGUGUUUAUAUGAAAGCUUCAAACAGUCUUAGAUCCUUUGGGUUGUUGAUUUCUUUGGAUCUAAUUUUACGUGGAAGCAUCGAUAUGUGAUCAUAUGCUGGUGAUGUUGUAUUUACAAAUUGUAUGAAAUACUGGAUGAUAUAGUUAAUAAUUAGAAACACUCAACCUUAUACAGCAUCUCAUUUUUAGCGGUCGUGUA